AUGCUCAAGCAAUGGGUAACAAUUCUGGUCCUCAUCCGCUCGGCUGAGGCCAGCUGCGCGACUUGCCCCAAUGCGGUCGCGGCUGGUACCUGUCUCCUGGCCUCACCUACCGAAUGUGGAACCGACAUGUUCUAUGUGGACCCCAUCUUCACCUAUGGAACAGAUGGAAGUGGAUGCCGGACGGUUGGAAUCACAUGUCGAGGAUUCGACUGGGUUAUCGAUGCCACAAGUGUUGAAGGAGAAGGAGGCGUCUUUGUAAACGACAUGGCCAAUGAUGACGGCACUUUGAUCGAAUUCACCGAUACCAUGACUGCUGAGGCCUGUCCCCACUACCACCACUUCUACGACAACGACGACUACCACCACGACGACGACGACAACAACAACGACGACGACAACGAGCACCACCACAACGACUACAACAACGACAACGACGACGACCACCACCACCACGACCACGACGACCACAACAACAACAACGACGACAACGACCUCUACGACGACGACAACUACUACUACUACCACGACAACAACAACGACAACCACGACGACGACGACGACCACUACUACCACGACGACUACAACAACAACAACGACGACGACGACAACUACUACUACCACGACAACAACAACGACAACCACCACGACCACGACGACUACAACAACAACAACGACGACGACGACCACUACGACGACGACAACUACUACCACCACGACAACAACUACGACCACGACAACAACAACGACAACCACGACGACGACAACGACAACUACUACUACAACGACAACAACAACAACAACAACCACGACGACGACGACUACCACCACGACAACCACGACAACAACAACCACUACUACCACCACCACGACGACGACGACGACGACUACAACAACGACGACGACGACGACAACGACGACUACCACCACGACAACUACGACAACAACCACUACUACCACGACGACGACGACGACGACGACGACGACUACAACAACAACGACGACGACGACAACGACGACUACCACCACGACAACUACGACAACUACUACUACCACGACCACCACUACAACGACGACGACAACAACAACGACAACCUCUACGACGACGACAACUACUACUACAACGACAACAACUACGACCACGACAACAACAACGACAACCACGACGACGACGACGACGACGACGACGACGACGACGACGACGACGACGACGACGACGACGACGACCACUACGACGACGACAACUACUACCACCACGACAACAACUACGACCACGACAACAACAACGACAACCACGACGACGACGACGACCACUACGACGACAACGACAACUACUACUACCACGACCACCACUACAACGACGACGACAACAACAACGACGACGACAACCACUACCACGACGACUACAACAACAACAACGACGACGACGACCACGACUACCACAACCACUACUACCACUACUACCACUACCACGACGACGACGACGACUACAACAACAACAACAACAACAACAACAACAACAACAACAACAACGACAACAACGACUACGACAACUACUACUACCACCACUACCACCACGACGACUACGACAACGACGACCACUACUACGACAACGACAACGACGACCACUACGACAACGACUACGACCACCACGACCACCACUACCGAAGAAGUCUGCUGUGCCGCCGGCGGACUUGCGCAAGUUUGCCAUCAUGUCCUUGCAGCGGCGAUUCCACCAAGGUCGAGCUGUGCAACGCAAAUUCAUGCCACUUCCCGAGACUGUCCUGCUGCCCGGGUCGCUCGCUGGGGACCUGGAAUGACAUCAACUCUUGUGGACCGGCAAUUUCGCCCGAUGAUCCGAUGGCGGUGAACAAUUGUAGUACGACGUGUUGUCCGGCUGAGGGCAUCUGGAGCGAGUGGGUCUCGACUGGAACUCUCCAAAAGGGAGGUGAUGGCAAGAACCUAACGUGCGGCAUGUGCGCAACACAGAUGCAGAAGCGGAAGUGUUUGUCCGAGAGAUACGGGUGUUCUUGCGUUGGCUUGACAACACAGAGCUUGGCGUCAUCGUCGGACCUCUGUGUCUUCCCGUAUGCAACGUGUUGCGCGCCCUACGUGAAGAAGUUGGACGUCGCGGCAAAGAAGUAUAGCUGUCAAUCCACAACAACAGUUCCGGCUAUAAAGACGACGACGUGUUGUCCCCCAGAUGGCAACGGCCUCUGGAACGACUGGGGCUCGUGGGCGAGCUGCUCGGCGACAUGUGGCCUUUGUGGCACACAAUCGCGUACGAGAACUUGUGCAUCUGCGGCCUAUGGAUGUCCAUGCAGUGGUACCUCCACCCAGUCCCAAAAGUGCGGAAAUCCAGCGUGUACCGGUACUGCUUGUUGUGGCGCGACGUACCAGGCUGUCAGUUAUGACGGAACGCUGUUUUGCCAGGAGACACAGCCAACACCUGCCGUCGGAACCUGGCAGGCCUGGUUCACCACGGCAACUUGCAAUGACACUUGUGGAAUGUGUGGCAGGGAGAUGCAGGCGAGAUAUUGUUGGCCGCCUGGCACGACUUGCACUGGCCCCUUCACGCAAGAAGUCCCGUGCAACGAUACGCUUUGCGUGUUCCCGAGAAGCACCUGUUGCUCACCGUUUGUGAAAAAGCUGAGCACGGCCAAGAAGAUGUACACUUGCCAA
Messenger RNA from Mesorhabditis spiculigera, 2679 nucleotides. Lineage: Eukaryota; Metazoa; Nematoda; Chromadorea; Rhabditida; Rhabditidae. The record is from the annotation of a GenBank genome assembly.